UUUAAUCAAUACAUAUAAAACGUUAUUGCCGUUUAUGCAGUAGAUAUCUCUUGAAGCUUUAUACUGUAAACACAGUUUGUAGGCUAAGCUAUUGUGAGCUAUGUUCGUAUCCGUUGUGUGGUUAUUGACACUGCGAUAAUAUGGGUGUCAAUCAUUUAUGCCGAAAUUUACAUGGUUAUGGACGUGUCUUGAACCAUCUAAAUUAAUACGCGAGCAACAGUUUGUUAUUCCCCUACCAGUACAUCCAAUGCACAAAACUCCAUUAAUUUUGGCUAGUUUAUAUUAUUUACAGCCACACUCUUUGAAACAGAUCGCUUCUUCUUGCUGGACUUCAAGUCGUAUCGUUAUUGAAUAUAACCAACGAAUUAUCGCGCCUCGCUUAUCGAUUGCCGUCUGAAAUUUCGGCGGUUGAAUACAAGUGACUGUUUGAUGAAUUCAUUAGUACCAUAUCGAAGUGGAUAUUGUUGAGCAAGUGUCACAGUGCCAAUGCAUCAAUUGUCGGAUGACAAAGACCGAGAGAUCAGUGCGUAAAAACGAUUGCUUGACCACACUCUGUAUGAGAAACAGACGGAACGUUUUGUGUUGCCUCUACAACAGCUUCAUCGUAAUAUUUCGAUAUUUUCUGCAUUUAAAAAAAAAACAUUUUCUACGUUGAAAUUCACAUCGUUGGGAAAAGUUCAUAUACGCCAAUAUUACAUGGAUUUACCAUAUGCUAUGUUUAAUAUCCAUUGUCAUGAAAAUUAAUUUCAGUAUAAAAUGGUUAAUACCAUAUGGCUCGUCAGACUAUAAAAUCGAAUGUUAUAUGAAAUUAUGUGCAAUAUUGAUCGAUAGCAUCUAGCUAUUUGAAGGGUUACGAGACGCCGUCAUUUAGGCCUGCUGUUCUGCUCUUCUCCGGAUAUGGUAUCAUCAGAUAGUGACUAAUUUCAGUUCCAGGACCAUCCAUGUAUCAUUAAUAACAUAAUAGUCUCUUUCUGUAACCAGUUUCCUUUCAAUUUACCAAUUGUUUCCUGUCUGACAGUUCCCGUGUUUUUAUUUUCAUGGCUCGCAGAACGUUCAAGUCAAACAACAGGACAAUGGCGAAGAAGUUGAAACUAUGUUUAUUUGUAUUCUUCAUUUUCGUACUCUACCUGUUGUUUGGCUCUCUAGUAUUUUCUGCUAUAGAAAAGGAUAAUGAAAUAAACGUUACUCUUAGGCUCUCGGAUGAUUUAAACUCAUUUCUUGAUGCACAUACUUGUGUGAAUGAAUCCGAACUUAUGGAAGUUUUACAGAUGAUCAAGAAAGCAAUAGACGACGGCGCCUAUAAUGUAACUUUCAGUAACACAACAGAGGAUGCGGACUUGAUAUGGGAUACGAUAUCUGGGAUUUUCUUUUGCUUCACCAUUGUAACAACAAUAGGUUUUGGCCACAUCACGCCAAAGACUACUGGAGGACAGAUAUUCUGUAUUGUGUAUGCAUCAAUUGGGAUUCCGAUUACUGGUUAUCUGCUUUCCCUACUAGGAGACAAUUUCGAGCGUUUCUGGAAAUGGUAUCAGCGAUUGUUCAACAAAAAGUUUAAAUGUAUCCGAUCGGUGGACCUGCGCAGAGCUAUGAUUAUAAUCUUUGGGACCAUCCCUGUUCUACUCGUCACUUUGUUUUUACCGUCGUAUUACUGGCAGGUGGAGGAAAAAUGGACAUAUUGGACGAGUUUAUAUUACACUUUUAUUACAAUGACAACAAUUGGUUUUGGCGACAUUGUGGCAAGUAUAGAUAAUGAUACCGUCUCAGUGUGGAUUCGUAUCUUUGACCUGGUUUUAACGAUAUUUACGAUUCUCCUUGCUCUUGGGAUAUUAACGGGAAUAUUAAAAAUUGCAUCUAGACGAAUACAAAAAAGUAAGUCGAUUGGGACUUCAAGACUUUCCACUAUGAUGAAAAAACUAAUAGGAAAUGAAAGCAUGAUAAAUAAAGAUGAUAAAGAAGUGAAUAUCAGAACAAUCUCGAAGGAAGUUAUCGAAAGUAAAACAAACGGUAAUCUUAAUCAUCUAAAUCAAAAUAUAUAUAAAGAAGAAAGAACUUCUACUGCUAAGGCGGAAGAUGAUAUUGAUAGCUCUGAACAAAUUACGCACGUAGAAGACGUCAAAAGGCGCACAAGUGAAGUCUCGCAAGCGACAGAUUUAAGUUGUGAAGAUGUAAGUAUACAUUUUUCUAAUCGAUUGGAACUGUAUAUGAACAGAAAAUUGAUUAUAUCAAAGGACGGCCUAUCCGAUGAAAUGAUCACAAACAUUACAGAUGUUGUUAAGAAUCAUAUAUUGGAAGCAACUAAGACGAGUGGGAAUAAUUCAUCGAUUAAAAACCCGAUUGCCGUGAAUGGAACGCUCAACCGAGCGUUUGUUGACGAUACACAGGACACGUAUGUACACGUUGACAUGCACGCAGAUGUCACAAGGUGAAAAUGACCUUCUAAGGUAAACUACGGAAAACCUAACGAAAAUGCAUUGCAUUGUUGAUAAUCAAUAGAGUCUAGCCUUAUUCGGCCAAAACCAGACGUCGGUAGGCAAAUCCAUCUCCGUCUGCUGAUUGUCAUCGUUGAAGAAGAUCCGUCGUGCGCACCUCGUUACAUACGUCUACAUGUACUUGCGUCGACGACUACGGGCUGGUAUGUAGAUUUGUGGAUGGCUUAACAUAGACAGGACCACAUGGAAUGAGAAAAAUCUUUGUUGAGAAUAUAUAGAGAUUAUAUAAGCAUUUAAUUAUCCAUAACAACGAUUGCAGAUCUCGUCCUAAUCUUAACUCAAGUAGGAUUGGAUUAGAUUGGAUAUAGCCUAUAUAUAUAUAUAUAUAUAUAU
Anneissia japonica is the source of this 2822-nucleotide messenger RNA. Its product is annotated as potassium channel subfamily K member 16-like. Gene Ontology annotation, molecular function: potassium ion leak channel activity. Gene Ontology annotation, biological process: stabilization of membrane potential; potassium ion transmembrane transport. NCBI's taxonomy places the organism in Eukaryota, Metazoa, Echinodermata, Crinoidea, Comatulida, Comatulidae. The transcript is spliced from 2 exons. Bases 1038 to 2426 code for a protein of 462 amino acids. The record is from RefSeq and is a predicted model, not a curated record. Gene Ontology annotation, cellular component: membrane.